AUGCCAAAUGAAAAUUUUGGUGGUGUGAAUAAUAAUGUUUCUAGUAAUGGUAUUCUACAACAUCCAUAUUCUACAAAUUUAAUACAAUCAUUUGCUCCUACUGCAGCGUCACUCGACUCAUCCAGUUUAUCACCAAUAGAUGAUGGUGAUAAUCAAUCGGAAGAACUUGUUGUUGGUGCCGGUGGUAAUGAUGUUGUUAUAACAAAAAUAGAUCCUGAGCAUAUGACAGCUGAAAAAGCUGUCACUGUACGAGCGCCUCCACUAUUAUUACAAGAACCUAAAUAUCGUAAAUAUCGAUUGGAUAAUACAUCAUCAAAUCAAAAUCAAGUAUCAAAAAAAAACAUUGAAUCAAUUAUAUAUCAAGUAUCUAUUGGUGUCGGUGUUCUAUCAUUAAUACUAACAUUAUGGAAACCAUUAUCAUCUUCUUUCAGUGGUUUUAUCGUUGGAUUUUUGUUUCCAAUGGCAGUUGCUUAUAUUCUAUUCAAAAAUUAUGUUAAUAAAAAGGCAAAUGAACAAUUAGUUAGUGAAUGGGUUGAAUUUCCAGAAUUAGAACAAUUAUUAGCUGAAAGAGCAGCAAAAGAAGAUAAAGCAUCAACUAUAAAUGAAACUCAUGCUGAAAUUAUAUUUGACCGAUAUGAUGCUGAUAAUGAUGAUAAAUUUGUUCGUUAUCCGUGUUUAAUACGUUUGGAUCAAUAUCGAGUCAUUAUACAAUUACCCACAAAACCCAUUAGCGAAUCGGAAAAAAAAGAACAAGAAGUGACUAUUGUUGGUUAUAGAGAAUAUUCUAUUAAAGAAGCAAAUUUAAUUCUUGUACCGGAAGCAACGUUAACUCGUGCAAAAUAUUGGCUUGUCGAAUAUCCAAUUGUUAUUCAAAAUUUGCAAAUAUUAGAUAAAACAAAAAAAAACGCACUCAAUAAACAAAGUUUUGAGAAGACAAAAUUUGAUGCUGAUCAUUUUUUUGACAAUCCAUCAACAGUUUUAUCAUUGUUCUUUCAAACUGGUCCUGAAAAAGAAGAUUGGUUUCAUAAAUUAUCAUUAAUGAUACUCAAAGGUAAAGAAGAAAUUGAAAGACAUAAUCGUUUGUUAUCAGCACCAUCGGGUAGUAGUAUACCAUCAAUGGAAAGUGCCAGUGCCAUACCAUCAUUGGAUAAUGCUCGUGCACGAAGAAAAGAUAAUUCUGAUCAGCAACCACAACAACAACAACAACAACAACCACCUCUAAAUGUAACGGCGACAACAAAAGAAGAAAGAGGUGAUUUAGAUGAGAAAGAUUCAAGUGGUACAUUAAGAACAGCAGCAACAGUUGAAACAAAACAAUCUAAAUUACAAGAUAGAACAUCAUUAGAAAAAUUAUUACAAUCACCAGAUUGUCUAGAUGAAGCAGCUAUAACAAUGAAUUUUCUUGUUCGACGUUUACUUUGUGAUAUGUUUCAAGAUUCAAAAGUAUUUACAGAUGCAAUUAAAGAAAAAGCUGAAACAAAAUUAAAAGAAAUAUCUGCUGUAAGUAUUCAAAGAACGAUCGUUUAA
Molecule: messenger RNA, 1527 nt
Organism: Didymodactylos carnosus
Lineage: Eukaryota; Metazoa; Rotifera; Eurotatoria; Philodinida; Philodinidae
Source: the annotation of a GenBank genome assembly